Arachis stenosperma is the source of this 1239-nucleotide messenger RNA. RefSeq names its product growth-regulating factor 1-like. Bases 70 to 990 code for a protein of 306 amino acids. The transcript has 4 exons. The record is from RefSeq and is a predicted model, not a curated record. Gene Ontology annotation, biological process: DNA-templated transcription; developmental process. Lineage: Eukaryota; Viridiplantae; Streptophyta; Magnoliopsida; Fabales; Fabaceae. Gene Ontology annotation, cellular component: nucleus.
AACAGUAGGUUUCCUUUCACCCCAUCACAAUGGCAAGAACUUGAACACCAAGCUCUAAUAUAUAAAUACAUGGCUUCAGGUACCACUGUCCCUCCUGAUCUUCUCUUCACUCUCAAAAGAAGCCAUUUCAAUUUGCCUCAUCACCAACCAGCAGCUCAACAACAACACUUUGGAUGGAACUAUCUUGAAAUGGGUUUGGGAAGAAAAAUAGACCCGGAACCAGGAAGGUGCAGAAGAACAGAUGGAAAAAAAUGGAGGUGCUCAAAAGAGGCAUACCCAGAUUCAAAGUACUGUGAGAGGCACAUGCACCGAGGGAAAAACCGUUCAAGAAAGCCUGUGGAACUUUUGAAAACAACAACAAACGCAUGCAAUAGUGCUUCUUCAGCAACAACCCACACCAUCAUCUCAUCACCAUCAUCAAUCACUAAAACUAAUCAGCACCCUCAACAACGUUCUUGCUAUAAUAAUGGUUCCAAUCUUCUUCAUCAGCAUUCCUUUGUCUUCAAUUCCCACACUCCAUCAAGGUCAUCAACAUCUGCUGUUGCUUUUUCAUUUCAAGACAACACUGCUCCCUCCAGGUAUGUCUAUGGAGUGAAAGAGGAUGCGGAUGAACGUGCUUUCUUCAAAGAACCUUCUAGCACAUUGAAAAGCUUCUCUGGAUCCUCCAUGGACGAUUCAUGGCAACUCACACCAUUGACCAUAAGCACCUCAUCUUCUUCUUCCUCCACAAAACAGAGGAGAUGCACAAGUUUAUCCAACAAUAGUGACUACUCGUACUUGCAACUUGAGAGCCUCAAUGAGCGCUCAAAAAAUCAAGAACAAGAUCAGAAGACUACUGUUCAUAGCUUCUUUGAUGAAUGGCCCCACAAAGGCAGAGGAUUUGAUUCCGAUGACAAAUGUUCUUCCACAACCAAAUUAUCAAUUUCCAUUCCAUCAACAUCUUUUCAUGACUUUCCCGUCCUUCAGUUCAAGAACCCACCUCACUGCUGAUUAUUCAACCCUUUCAUCAUCCUUAAAAUGUUCAGCAGAGGUUGAGCUAUGCCUUGAACAAUGGGAUCAUUGUACGGCCAAUAGAGUACUUUGGAAGUGGGGUUCAGAUGCCGAGGUCAUCCUUCAAUUGCUCCGGCUGGUGCUCCUCUUUGUUUUUCAUUUCUUUUUCUUUUUGUUUUUCCUUAAUCUACUAUAAAUGGAGUUCCUGUAUCCAUGGAGAGAUCCAAAAUGUUAUAGUUGUUACUUGAG